Messenger RNA from Medioppia subpectinata, 444 nucleotides. The record is from the annotation of a GenBank genome assembly. Lineage: Eukaryota; Metazoa; Arthropoda; Arachnida; Sarcoptiformes; Oppiidae.
AUGUUUGAAAAAUUACUACCAAAGGACAUCAACAUUUACGUGACCGUCAGUUCCGGUGGUGAUGAAUCCAGUUAUCUGUGUUGGGAAGACGAUGACAUUGGGGUAUAUUUGUCCGACCCGUACACCGCCGCCUGGCUUUAUGAUAGCGAACAUAAGGAUUUGACCCGUGAGUCACUUCAGGAACAGUACCUUUACAUUCAAUAUGUGAUUAAUAAGACUAUGGACCCGGAAUGGCCACAACAUCCACACCAAUUCGGAGACCUAUCCAUCGCUAAACUCCCGGUGUCUCAGUUCAUGGGCCCCAAAAACCCUCCCAAACCCCUCAAUACAGGCGCAAAGGCUGUCGACAAUUGCGAUGCCAUUCCCUCUCAGGAUGUGUUCAUUUAUAUGAAACAAAAACAGAUUUUGUCCGCAAAGGAUAUCAGUGAGAAACAACGGUAUUGA